GGAUAUUUAUCUUAACAGAAACGGUGUAAUCAAGCAUGUUAUAAGCUAGCAUAAUUUAUCCUUUGAAUAUCCAUAGAACAAUACAUUCUCAGCUCCACUCACUUUGCCACCUAUAUUUUUUUUACACGUUUGUACCCGGAAAUGACCAACUUUGCACUCGUUGUAGCAGCCACAGAAGAACUCGGCAUUGGCCUAUUAAGUGGACUCCCAUGGCGAAUCCCACGCGACAUGGCCUUUUUCAAACACGUUACAACCCAUGUUCCUGAAGGCUUAUCCGCAAAAAAGAAUGCCGUCAUUAUGGGUCGAGUCACUUGGGAGUCGAUUCCACCUAAAUUCCGGCCUUUGUCCGAUCGAUUCAACAUUAUCGUUUCACGCAAUCCGAGCUAUGACAUGCAACUAACAGACGCAGAAGAUCGAUCCACCGUAUUAGUGAGUAAUAUGGAAGACGCGUUUGUUGAAGCCGAAAAACAAAGCGCCGGACGCGUUUUCGUGAUUGGCGGUGCACAAAUCUACAAGAUCGCUAUCAAGCAUGCCAAAUGUACGCAUAUUGUUUUAACGCGUGUACGUUCCAAGGUCGAUUGCGAUACGUUCUUUCCAGAAAUAAGUGACGAGGAGUUUCGGUUGGCUACUCAUGAGGAACUGGAGGCGUAUGUGGAUCAGCCUGUACCAAAGGGUGUGCAAACACACAAAGAUUUACAAUAUGAAUUUACAAUGUAUGUUCGUAAAAAGUACAUGUAAAAAAUCAAAUAAUAAAGAAAGUGUAGUACUUAUAUCAGGA
This is a messenger RNA of Zychaea mexicana, 778 nucleotides long. Its product is annotated as dihydrofolate reductase-like domain-containing protein. The coding region runs from base 142 to 738 and encodes 198 amino acids. The record is from RefSeq and is a predicted model, not a curated record. Lineage: Eukaryota; Fungi; Mucoromycota; Mucoromycetes; Mucorales; Lichtheimiaceae. Gene Ontology annotation, molecular function: dihydrofolate reductase activity; NADP binding. Gene Ontology annotation, cellular component: mitochondrion. The transcript has 2 exons. Gene Ontology annotation, biological process: folic acid metabolic process; tetrahydrofolate biosynthetic process; glycine biosynthetic process.